Molecule: messenger RNA, 931 nt
Organism: Thlaspi arvense
Lineage: Eukaryota; Viridiplantae; Streptophyta; Magnoliopsida; Brassicales; Brassicaceae
Source: the annotation of a GenBank genome assembly
CUCAAUUCAACACAAGGAGAAAAAGAAAAAACAACACAAAACCGCGAAAAGAAUAUAAAAGAAAAGAAAGGAAAAACUAACAAAGCAAAAGCAAAAGAGAGUGGUAAGGCUCCACACUCAAACUCUUCACUCUCACUCCUCUCUCUCUCUUACCACUUGCCAAUGGCUCUCUAUCUCCAAUAUCUCUCCAUCUUUAUCCUUCUCCUCCUCCGCUCCUCCGCGGCGAUGUGGUGCGUCGCUCGGUUUGAUGUUACUAGCCAGGCGCUUCAGGUGGCUCUAGACUACGCAUGUGCCGCUGGAGCCGACUGUGCUCCAAUCCAGCCCACUGGUCUUUGUUUCCUUCCUAACACCAUUCAAGCUCACGCAUCUUACGCUUUCAACAGCUACUAUCAGCGUCGAGCCAUGGCUCCUGGCUCUUGCAACUUCGCCGGCACAUCCACCAUCGCCAAAACCGAUCCAAGUUACGGAUCAUGCGUAUACCCGAAUUCUUUGAGCACCAACGCAGGAGGGUCAGCAUCGACAACAACGGUGGGAGGAACGCCGACAGCAACCGCUGGAAACAUUCCCGUGACGUCACUGAGGCCACCAUCUGGGACCACGGCGUCACCGUUCGGAAUAGACGGUGGUGGACUUAUUCCACCGGGAACCACUGACCCCGAUGAAUCUGGAGCUUAUUGUAGAAACACAUAUGUCUCUAAAGCUUUUUUGGUGGUCUUACUUUUGUCGUUUAUUUAGGUUUUAGAUUCGUCUUAUAUCUACAUUGUCCGGCCAUAAUUUUUUGUUAAAUGGGUUAAUCAAUCAGAAAGAUUUUUUUUUUAGUGUUGUUGAUCCUUAAUCUCAGUAAUCAUAUAUCUAUGUUUUCGUGCAUAGUUUUCGUGCACGUGAUGUCACCUUUUGAGUUUAAAAUUAAGUAAAAAAGAAGCGAAUAUUG